This is a messenger RNA of Ostreobium quekettii, 741 nucleotides long. The record is from the annotation of a GenBank genome assembly. Lineage: Eukaryota; Viridiplantae; Chlorophyta; Ulvophyceae; Bryopsidales; Ostreobiaceae.
AUGGCGUCGUCCGACGCGAACGCGAACGCCCUCGGCGACCUCAACCGCGUGUUCUCGCGUCUUGGGGCCGGGCACACCCAGCCCACCCACGCGACCGAGCGGGUACCCCUGCCGGACAAGCAAAACGAGCCCUGGUUCCGGUGCGAUCUGACCGUGCCCGCCGUGGCGCCAGGGGAGGGCGUUCCGGGAUUCGAUGCCAGGGCCUUCCAAGGGUUCGGCCGCAGCAAGAAGGCGGCGCAGAGGGAUGCGGCGUCGGCGGCUCUGCUGUUCGUGCUGGAGCAGCCCGCGGCCAAGCGGGCGAUGGCCGUGGGCGCCGAUCGGCCGCCGUGGGAUCGCGUCAAAGCGGCACUUUCGGACGGGGGCCGCCGAAAAGACCCUGAGCACGGGGCGUACGCCCAUUUUGCAACAAAAUACCACGACGGGUGGAUGCCAUUGGGAAUGUUGGUAAUGCAUCGCGAGAUCAAGCCCCUGUGGCGUGACCAAGACGUCAAGGCGACUCCCCAGGAGAGAACCAACCAGCUUCUGGACGCCAUCGUUGGGGUUUCCGGGGAUGAAGAGGUGGACAGGUCACCAAACGAAUUGAUGGUGCGUCGCAUAAAGGAAGCUGAAUUUACCCCCGACUAUCCUGAGAGGAUGCAAGGGCUGCUGGAGGGCUGCACAGACACUGCAGCCGCUAUAUUCGUACCUCCUGGGACAAGUCCUCAUCAUCGGAUUCAACACCUUGCAUUUCGCCCCCAUUGA